AGAAAUUUAAUUUCGACAUUAAUAAUUACAUACUAUAAGGUUGUGGUUCUUUUGAUUGCAACUUGAAUAGCCAAAUGUUUCUAAGUGGAUUUUUGAUAUUAUUUUUAACUUGCUUUUGUCUUCAGAAAGCUCUAGCUCAGAAUAUUUGCAAUAAGGAAUUUAUUUACGAUGGUUCUAAAAAAGGUGAAAUAAAAAGUCCGAAUUAUGGUUCUGGUUCUUAUGCAAAAGGACUUUCUUGUUCCUACAAAAUUACAGCUCCUGAUGGAUACAGGAUAAAAAUUACCUUCAAAGACAUGGAUAUAAAACCCUCAGAGCUCUGCAAAACAGAUAGGCUCGCACUAAGGGAUCAAGAUGGUGAAAGUUAUUUGGGUGUGUUUUGUGGGAGUCUGAUUCCACGUCCUGUUCUAUCUCACGAAGGUGAAAACGAAAUUAGAAUGACUUUUCAAACAAAUACCUCAGAAGGAAAAGGAUUCCAUGUGCAGUAUGAAGCUUCACCAAAUAUCGAGCUAUGUGGAGCGCAACAAGGUAACUGUAGGAAUCGAAAUUGCUAUGAAGUCAGGCAAAGAUGCGAUGGUAGAGAUGAUUGCGGUGAUGGAACUGACGAAGAGCACUGUGGUAAAGAAAUUGAUAAGCCGUCAACUUGGAACUGUGGAAGAACUCCAAUCAGACCCAACAAUUUAUACGUUAAUAGUAACAAAUUAGUGGCGGCUAUUCCUAAUAGCUGGCCCUGGCAAGUUUCGUUGCAAUACAUAGAAGUUGAACCAAAUGGUCACUUUUGUGGUGGUACUCUAAUUAGUCCUCAAUGGGUGAUUAGUGCAGCUCAUUGUUUUCUAGGCAUCAAACAUCCUUCAGAGGUCAGAGUUGUCCUAGGAAGUCAUUUGAAAUUCAAAAAAACGAAGUACGAAGUCACUCGAGUUGCUGAAAGAAUUAUAUCCUAUCCUGAUUUGGAAGAAGAUAGUUUAAAGAAUGCGGACAAGAAGCACGACAUUUCCCUGAUUAAACUGAAUGCUCCAGUUUCUUACACCAAUGGAGUGCAGCCUGCUUGUUUGCCUGGAAAGUAUUUAGGAGCAAAUCCUGGUUGGAAGUGCUUUUCAACAGGAUGGGGAGAAUCCACAUCCACUGGAUAUCAGUAUGAGCUGAAGCAAUCAAUACAAUACAUCAUACACCGAGAAAAGUGCCCGCAUGAGACAAAUACACAGAUUUGUGUGGAAAAACCUCCUAAAGAUCCGUGUUUGGGUGAUAGUGGAAGCCCUUUGGUUUGCUUUCUUCAAAAUCGUUGGUAUGUAUUGGGAUCAGCAAGCUUUAAUGCAGUUGACUUCAAGUACAAGAUGGAAAAACUUUGCAAACCGAAAGAAAGUAAAAUGAUUUUUGCAAAACUUGCUGACAAGUACGAAUGGAUAUACAAAGUUAUUGGCGAAAAUCCUUAAAAAGUGUUUUUUUUUAAUUAGAGAGGGAACAAAGUUAUAAGCUAGAAAAUAAAAGAAAAUUAUUCAAGUAAUAAAUCUAUGUAAAAUGUGAUUGCUUUAUUUUUAUUUUGUUAUAACAGAAAGAGUGUAUUUAGUAAUAUAUAUCAAUAGGGGGCUACGCCCCCCAGAUCACUGCAAUACUUACCAAGAAAACGAUAAAAAUUUAUUAAUAAUCAACGCAAAUGAGAUUAUUUCAAGUAAUUUGGAUGAUUCCUUAUUGUUGUUUUCCGAAUUAUGUAGAAUAAGAAAUAAGCAAUGUUGACUUCACUUCAAUUUGUAAUGAAUUAAAGACAAUUUUUUUUUUAUUUUGCCAUAAUACACACAUUUGUAACAGUAUGCGAUCCCGAAAUCGGAAGUUAUCAGUUGCAAGUUUGUUGAUAAUAGAAGUUAAAAAUUAUUGACAGCUUUUUCUUCAACUGUUUGGCGUGUUCUGUUUCUGAAAGAUUUGCAAGUGUCCUGCUUAGUUUCUUUUAAGUUCUUCAGCCUUUUCCUUACAGAAAUUUUGCUUCUUAUUUGCUACUAAGAAAAUGGCGUCCGACUCUGCAAAUGAGUAUGAUAGAACUAAAUGAAAACUUAUUUAAUUAAUGCCAGACAUUUUCAGGCUCUGCUAGAGGGAGUACUCAAGCGUUGCGAUCGCGAAUUAUGCUUUCCUUUUUUUCCUAUAAAUUACUGGACUACAAGAAAUCGUUAAAAGAAGACUCUAUUCUGCUGUUAUCUCUUAUUGCCAAACGCUGUGAUUCGGAAACAGAUGCGGCAUACAAUUUUAAUGAUAGAUAGCAUCAUACAUGCCUGUUUUUAUAAAAAUCAUCUGCAACUAUUUAAAGCUGGCAUUAGUUCUAUGAAAAUUGCUAUAACGUUUAAAAAAAACAGCACAGUCUUGAUACAAUGCUUUCUCAAUAUUUUUCUCUAAUGUCUUGAUGUCACUUAUUGACAAACAUUGUGACUCGAUAACAGAUGCGUCAUACAAAUUUAAUGUCAGAUCGUAUCAUACAUGCCAGUUUUUAGAAAAAUCACCUGGAACCAUUUAAAGCUGGUAUUGAUACUAUGAAGAUUGCUAUAUGCAGAAAACACUGACUUGAUACAAGACUUUCUGAAUAUUUUUCUCUAAUUGAACUGACAACUUACGAUCUUUGUUGAGUUUGCGUCAUUGUGUUAUGGAAAUAAGCUCGAACUUUUAUUUAUAUUCUUUCCUCAGCUUUUAUCUGGAUUAAAUUUUUUUUAUUUGGGAUACUUAAGGGCAAAUCCCUGCUUGAUACAGCUUACCAAUUUUCAGGCUUUCUUUGCAGUAAUUAUUGUUUCUCAGCAUAAAAGUUUUUUCUACUAAAGUUGAAAGUCUGUCUUAAGAUAAGUGUGCACUGCGAAAAAUCCCGGAUCAAAUUUUUUUCCGUAAAAUCCAUUUUUACCGGAGCAUGAUAUGGGACAAAAAAUCUAAUAUAUCGGUAGUAAUCAUUACUGAAAAAAUACUGAAUCACUUCUCAUUCAUUUUUAUUGAAAAAAAAACGAUAUAAGUGUUACAGUGAAAUGGACUUUAUGGACGAUGCACCCUAAAUGCUGGUACAUUAUACCGUAAUUUGAUGUGGAAUUUUUUAUAAUGUACUAUAAAAAAUUCUGUUUAUUUA
Parasteatoda tepidariorum (common house spider) is the source of this 3085-nucleotide messenger RNA. Its product is annotated as chymotrypsin B. Gene Ontology annotation, biological process: proteolysis. The record is from RefSeq and is a predicted model, not a curated record. Gene Ontology annotation, molecular function: serine-type endopeptidase activity; protein binding. NCBI's taxonomy places the organism in Eukaryota, Metazoa, Arthropoda, Arachnida, Araneae, Theridiidae.